Aspergillus pseudoviridinutans is the source of this 1077-nucleotide messenger RNA. RefSeq lists its product as uncharacterized. The record is from RefSeq and is a predicted model, not a curated record. Lineage: Eukaryota; Fungi; Ascomycota; Eurotiomycetes; Eurotiales; Aspergillaceae. Bases 1 to 1077 code for a protein of 358 amino acids. Gene Ontology annotation, molecular function: amidinotransferase activity. Gene Ontology annotation, cellular component: mitochondrion. The transcript has a single exon.
AUGAAGCCUCAAGCCAUGCCCCUUAUCUCUGCAGACAAUGAGUGGUCACCUCUCAAAGCCGUCAUUGUUGGCGAUGCGGAGCACUCGGCGUUUCCAUCGGAGCCCGGGCAUAUGAUAGCGGCGACGAUGCCACCCGAGCAUUUCGAUAUGUUCCGGCCUUCCAAUCCUUUCCCAGCGGAUAUCGUGGCCAAGGCGCAGUCCGAGCUUGACAACUUCGCCGCACUGCUGGAGGGCCUAGGUAUUCGCGUCUAUCGUCCGCAAAAGGUUGACUGGCUUGAGGCCGGCGGAUAUACGGGUGCCAUGCCGCGGGACGGCUUGAUGACGGUGGGCAACACUCUCAUCGAAGCUCCCUUCGCCUGGCGCUGCCGUCACCAGGAAAUCCAACUGGGCUACUCAGACAUCUUGCAUCAUCUCGGCAGCGGCGGCGGUACGGCCAGGAUCUGUCGAGCCCCGGUCGUCGUUGGGCGUGACACGUUGUACGAUCACAUCUCCAAUGGCCUGAACGGACACGUACUAAAGAAUGGGAGCCGGAUCAACGGAGCUAUCAACAACUCCCGCCCGGCCUUUGACACAGCCGACUUCAUGCGAUUCGGGAAAACAAUCAUUGGGCAACUCAGCAACGUCACCAACCUCAAAGGGACCCAGUACUUGCAGGCAAUGGUACCGGACGGAUACACAGUCGAGCUCCUAGACGUCACCGACGAACACGCUAUGCAUAUCGAUGCUACUAUUCUGCCGCUCCGCAAAGGGUUGCUGGUGUAUAACCCCGAGCGCGUCACCGAGGCAAGGCUCCGCCGGCAUGCCGUCUUUCGGGACUGGGAGCUGCAUGCCUACCCCUUUACUCCGCGCCGGCGCGAGAGUCCCGCUCCGCCCAUGUACAUGUGUUCUCCAUGGCUGGUGCUGAAUGCACUGAGUCUCGACGAACGACGCAUCAUGGUGGAGGAGAAGGAUACCGAGUUCGCGGCAUGGGUAAGAGAAAAGUUUGAUAUGGAGCCCAUUAUGUGCCCCUUCCAGAACGUUAAUAGCUUGGGCGGGUCUUUCCAUUGUGCUACUGUUGAUCUUGUCAGGUCAUCAUGA